This is a messenger RNA of Soboliphyme baturini, 963 nucleotides long. The record is from the annotation of a GenBank genome assembly. NCBI's taxonomy places the organism in Eukaryota, Metazoa, Nematoda, Enoplea, Dioctophymatida, Soboliphymatidae.
GCUUUCUAUCGUGGACAUUCGCCAGAUUCACUCAGUUUGCACUUCUGGGUAAACAGCGAUAAAUUGUGUGGCUCCUCCAUGACGCUUUACUUGGAGCAGUUGCUGGACAACCUCCAAGGUCUUCCAGCCGAGUUUCAGAGAAAUUUACUGCUGCUGAGAGAACUGGACGAACGGACGCUGAAGAAUUUGCGAGGCCUUGAUAAGUUGUCGAAGAGCUAUAUGACAGGUAUUAAAGACGUUUCUACCAAAAGAAUGAAGGCUCUGUACGAAGAAAUCCGACAGCUCUUCUAUAAAACUAAAAGUUUAGGCGAUGAAAAGGUACAACUGUCGAUUCAAACGUAUGAAAUGGUGGACCGUCACAUUCGCCGUCUGGAUAGCGAUAUGGUACGUUUCGAAAAGGAACUGAAACGUAGGGCAGAGGCCGGAGAUGCGGAGGCGGUCGAAAAUGGUAUUUGUCCAUCAACUCGGAAAGAAUCUGCGAAGCACAGCGGUGGACGCUCUUCCAGAAAGAAGCCAUUGGCGUCGAAACAAGAUCAGGUUAAAGCAAAUGCGAAGCGCAAACGUGUCGCAUCGACUAGUGGUAGUUCAGCAGCACACGUAAGCAAGGACAAAGAGAAAGACAAAGAAAGAGAGAAAGACAAAGAAAAGGAAAAGGAGAGGGAAAAAGAAAAGGAAAAAGUUCCGCCACAUGAAGUAACAGCAAAGAAGUCAACGGUGUCUGGUCCGUUGUCAAGCAUGACGGACAUAUCUGAUAUGCCUGUGGACCCACACGAACCUGUCUAUUGCGUUUGUAGACAAGUAUCAUUUGGCGAGAUGAUCGCUUGCGACAAUUCAAACUGUCCGGUCGAAUGGUUUCACUUGCCUUGCGUCGGCCUUAGCAGUGCACCGAAAGGAAAGUGGUUUUGUCCGACAUGUGUGGAAAUGAAGAGGCUAAAGGCAAAUCAUUCACUGGAAGGAAAGUAG